AUGGCCUCACUAUAUGAGUCAGUCUUCAACGGCGCCUACCUAGACACCCUCCUCGACAACGGCUACCUCCCGCACUCCGUAAUCCGCAUCGGCAUCCGCCAGCAACUGAAACAACGAAUCGCGGCCAUUGCCUCGACAUCCCUCGAAGAUGGCUUCGAGACGAAGAUGAAAUAUGUGUCGGCUCUUCGCACCAGGCCCAUGGCUAUUGAGACGAAGAAGGCUAACGAGCAGCACUAUGAGGUCGGUACGGGGGUCCUGUCGGCGUGCUUGGGGCCUCGGAUGAAGUACUCCUGUUGUUUGUAUCCGAAGGGAGGGGAGACGCUUGCGCAGGCCGAGAUUGCCAUGCUGGAGAGCUAUGUAGAGAAAGCAGAGCUCAGGGAUGGGCAGAAGGUACUGGAUCUUGGCUGCGGUUGGGGCUCAGCCAGCCUGUACCUUGCCGAGAUCUUCCCCAACUCCGAGAUCACCGCCUUCUCCAACUCGCGCACCCAGAAGCAAUACAUCGACUCCGUCGCCGCGCGCAAAGGCCUCAGGAACAUCACCGUCAUCACAGGCGACGUGGUCGACUAUGAAUUCUCACACGAGACGUACGACCGCGUCAUCUCCAUCGAGCUCUUCGAGCACAUGAAGAACUACGAGCUCCUGAUGGCCAAGGUCGCGCGGGCACUGAAGCCCGGCGGCAAGCUCUUCGUGCACAUUUUCGCGCACAAAAGCACGCCGUACGACUUCGAGGAUGGCUGGAUGACGCAGCACUUCUUCACCGGCGGGACGAUGCCGUCGGCGGACCUGCUGCACUAUUUCCAGCGAGAUCUGUGUCUGCAGCGGCAGUGGUGGGUGAAUGGGAAGCAUUAUGCCAAGACGUGUGAGGAUUGGUUGAGUAAGAUGCUAGACCAUAGGACCGUGAUUUGGCCGCAUUUGGAGGAGACGUAUGGUAGGGAGGGAGUGGUUAGGUGGUGGAAUCGGUGGCAGAUCUUUUACAUGGCAUGUGCGGAGCUGUUUGCUUACGAGGGUGGGGAUACUUGGGGGGUGUCGCAUUACCUGUUCGAGAAGACGGAAAGGUAG
Coniosporium apollinis CBS 100218 is the source of this 1059-nucleotide messenger RNA. RefSeq lists its product as uncharacterized. The record is from RefSeq and is a predicted model, not a curated record. Lineage: Eukaryota; Fungi; Ascomycota; Dothideomycetes. The transcript is spliced from 3 exons. The coding region runs from base 1 to 1059 and encodes 352 amino acids.